This is a messenger RNA of Aureobasidium musti, 354 nucleotides long. NCBI's taxonomy places the organism in Eukaryota, Fungi, Ascomycota, Dothideomycetes, Dothideales, Saccotheciaceae. The record is from the annotation of a GenBank genome assembly.
AUGUUUCCAAGACAAAUCUUAAGGGCUGCUCCCUUUACUGCCGCACGCCAUGGCAGUUUCGCAAUGAGAAGUCAGUCCAGCCGUAAGCUAUCUUCCACUCCAAUCACUGUUGCUGUCACACCAGAGGAGUUAGCUUCAAGGAAGCUAGGAUGGCACAAUCUCGAAUUAGCUACACGUGCCUUGCACCGUGAUGGACUUGUGGUAUUGCAAGAUGUCAUUGAGCACUCGAAGCUCGACGCUCUUAACAAGACUAUGGUCCGGGACGCCCUCAAGCUCCAAGCUCUGGGCGACGAUGGUCCCUUCAACUACAACAAAGGGUAUGUUUGGUUUCAUAAUCCACAAGGUCACGUCUAA